Leptopilina boulardi is the source of this 6458-nucleotide messenger RNA. RefSeq lists its product as uncharacterized. Gene Ontology annotation, cellular component: MLL3/4 complex. Gene Ontology annotation, molecular function: protein binding. Lineage: Eukaryota; Metazoa; Arthropoda; Insecta; Hymenoptera; Figitidae. The transcript has 9 exons. The coding region runs from base 133 to 6315 and encodes 2060 amino acids. The record is from RefSeq and is a predicted model, not a curated record.
CUAUGAAGUUCUUUCAAUUUUUAUUGCGCUUCGGUUUUCAUUGUAUACAGUUAUAAGAAUGUGUAACAAAUAAAAUCAAGCAACCUAAUUUUGUUUAUUGUUAAUAUUUGAAUUCUAAUUUUAGGUUAGAAAAUGGAUGACUCUUCGUCUUCUUUGGCCUAUUCGGCAACGCAACUUUUGGAAAGAACUGAUGAAAUGUCAGAAAGUCAAACAUCAGAGACUGUCAAAAGAAAGCAGGUUGGAGUUUUGAUAAUAAAAGAUAAAGAGCAUCCAAUUUAUACAGGAGUAAAUACUAUUGGCAGACAUAUUUCAAAUCAGAUUGUAGUCAAAGAUGCGUCGGUAUCAAAGCAUCAUGCCGAAAUCGAAGGUAGAAAACAAUUAUGUUUCCUUACAGAUUUAAAAUCCUUAAACGGAAGUUUUGAUCGAUUUAAGGGAAAAUUUUUACCUAACAGAGGUUAUGAGCUAAUAAAUGGAAGUACGAUAAAAUUUGGACAAAUUGAAGCUACAUUAAAACAUUUUUUCACUGACGGAAAUUUAAUGAGAACACCGAUAAAUAUGAGGAUAAAUAAAAUAAUUGCCAGUACACCGGAAUCAGUUUUGAACAACACCCAUGAUGAAUCUUCUGUAGUUUAUGGAACACAAGCUGCUGAAAAUCAAGCUCCAGAAGAAAUGGAAUUAUAUUCUCAUCUUCCGUGCAAUGAAAGUUCAACAUCAUUUAAUAAAAUUGGAGAAGAAUCAACAAAUUCAAAGAAAAGUCCAAGAUUUUCUGAUAAUUCAAAUAUUAUACCUGAUUCCGAUUCAGAUGAAGAAGGAAUUUUCGAAAAACAAACACAAAAAAUAAUUGAUAAAAAACAAAUUCCAAUUGUUAAUAAAACAAAAAAUAUUGUCGAAAAUUCAUCAAAUAUUCAUCAAGAAAAAAAUGAAGUUGCAACAAUUUAUUCAAAAGUCGAAGAUUCUGAUAAAGAAGUUUUUAAGGAACCAAUUAAAAAAAUUCCCGAUAAAAAUGAUAGUAUACAUGAAUAUGAAACUCAAGUAUUUACAAAAAAUGAUAUUCAUGAAAUGAAGACUCAAACAUUUUUAAGUCCAUCCACAAGAAUAUCAUUAAAAUCAAAAAAUAAUUCAAAAAUCGAAGAUUCAGAUACAGAUGAAGAGGGAAUUUUUGAAAAAGCAACGCAACAAAUUUCUAAAAAUUUAUACAAAAUUCACGAAGAAAAUACAAAACAAAAAUCAAAAGAUGAAGAUUCCGAAACAGAUGAAGAGGGAAUAUUUAAUGAACCAACGCAACAAAUUUCAAUAAAAUUAAAUAAAAUUCAUGAAAAAGAAAUUGAAAACAAUUCAAUUCAUGAAAAUUCAAAAAAUAAUUCAGAUACAGAUGGAAUAUUCAUGGAACCAACACAAAAAUUUACAACAUCAUCACCAAAAAGAAAAAGUAAAAUUUCCGAGAAUCCAAAUAUUGUACCUGAUUCAGAGAGCGAUGAAGAUGAUAUUAAUAUCGCUAAAUCAAAUGAUAAUAUUCAUGAUAAUGAAACACAAGUAUUUUCAAAAUCAGAUAAUAUCCAUGAAGAUAAAACACAAACAUUUUUGAAUUCAUCGACAAAAGUAAAUGAAGAUCCAAAAGAAUAUUCAAAUAAUUUAGAAACUGAAAUUAAUUUUGAGGGACCAACUCAAAAAAUCAUUGAUAAUGUCCAUGAAAUUGAGACUCAAGUAUUCACAACAAAAUCAGAUAAAACUCAACCAUUUUCAAGUCCAACAGGAACUUUAAAAACAUAUUCACGAAAAUCACUGAAAAAUUAUUCAAAAAGCUUUCAAGAUAAUAAUGAAGAUGAAACUGUAUUUGAUAAUAUUCACGAAGAAAAAACCCAAAUGCUUUUGAGUCCAUCGUUAAAGUUGAAAAAAUCUGCAAAAUUUGCGGAAAAUUUUGAAUCAGAUGAAAUUGAUUUUGAUGGACCAACGCAAAAAGUUCCGAAUAUUAUUCACGAAGACGAAAAUAAAUCAGAUAAUAUUCAUGAAGAUAAAACUCAAACCUUUUUGAGUACCAGUGCCAAUUUAUCGAAAAAAUCUGUAAAAUUUUCGGAAAAUUUAGAAUCAGAUGAAAUUGAUUUCGAUGGACCAACGCAAAAAGUUACGGAUAUUAUUCAUGAAGACGAAACAGAAUUAUCUUCAAAAUCAGAUAAUAUCCAUGAAGAUAAAACUCAAGCCUUUUUGAGUCCCAGUGCAAGUUCAUCGAAAAAAUCUGCAAAAUUUUCGGAAAAUUUAGAAUCAGAUGAAAUUGAUUUCGAUGGACCAACGCAAAAAAUUACCGAUAAUAUUCAAGAAGAUGAAACAGAAUUAUCUUCAAAAUCAGAUAAUAUCCACGAAGAUAAAACUCAAGUCUUUUUGAGUCCAAGUGCAAAUUCAUCGUUGAAAUUGAAAAAAUCUUCAAAAUUUUUGGAAAAUUUAGAAUCAGAUGAAAUUGAUUUCGAUGGACCAACGCAAAAAAUUACCGAUAAUAUUCAAGAAGAUGAAACAGAAUUAUCUUCAAAAUCAGAUAAUAUCCAUGAAGAUAAAACUCAAGUCUUUUUGAGCCCAAGUGCAAAUUCAUCGAAAAAAUCUGCAAAAUUUUCGGAAAAUUUAGAAUCAGAUGAAAUUGAUUUCGAAGGACCAACGCAAAAAGUUUCCGACAAUAUUCAAGAAGAUGAAACAGAAUUAUCUUCAAAAUCAGAAUCGUUGAAUUUGGAAAUAUCUCCAAAAGAAUCAGCGGAAAUUGAUAUUGAUGGACGGACGCAAAAAAUUUCCCCAAACGAUGAAAAUAAAAUUCAUCAAGAUGAAACACAAUUAUUUUCAAAAUUUUCAGUGAAAUCGAAAGAAGUUGAAAAAGAAAAUUCAAAAAUCUUCGAAACAGAUGAAAUUGAUUUUGAUGGACUCACGCAAAAAUUACCAAUAAAAUCCAUUGAUUUUCAAGAAACAAUUGAUGAUAAAAAUCAAAAUAAAUCAGAUAAUGAAGAUUCUGACACUGAUGAGGAAGGUGUUUUUGAAGAAACGAAUAAAAUUCCUAUAAAAUUAGAUAAAAUUCAAAUGGCAAAGAAUCAAUCAGAAAAAGAAGAAUCCGAUACUGAUGAAGAAGGAAUUUUCGAAGGUUCAACACACGAAACUUCAACUAAUUUGGAUAAAAUUCAAGAAUCUGAAAUUUUAGAAAAUAAUCCAGAAAUUGAAGAAUCCAAUACUGAAAAUUCCAAAACACCAUUAGCGGGAAGUUCAAAAACACCGGAAAUAGAUUUCGCUAUAGAAAAAAAAGAAAAAGUUUUAGAUCCCGAAACAAAUGAUAUUUCCACAUCAGUACUAGAUUCUUCUCCAUCCAAACAAAACAGUAAAAAAAUUACUGAUUUCACUGGAUUUAGUCCAAGACGUUCAAAAAGAUCAACAAUUAUUCACGAAAAAGUUGAAAAUAUUUUUAAAAAAUGUAAAACAAAUUCAAAAACUACAAAAAAAUCAAUUCAAAAUUCAAAAUCAAUAUCUGAAAAUAAUUCAAAAAAAAUCAAAUCAUCAUCAACAAAUGUAGAUGUAACAAAUGUAAAUGAAAAUUCAGACGCCGAAGUUGAAUCAAUAUUUAAAAAUAAAAAUUCCAAAAUAGAAGAUAAAAUAAAUUCAAAUAAUGAAAAAGUUCAACCAUCAACGAGUAGACAAUUAUUUUCAGAAAAAGAAGAUUUGAAAAAAAAUUUGAAACGAAAAUCAUCGCAGACAAUUUCAUCAAAUUCACGAAAAUCUCCAAGAAUAUCUAAAGUUGAAACUAAUCAACAAAUUUCAACUCCUAAAAAACAAAUUCCCAAAUCUCCAAUAAAAAAAAAAGAAAAUUCUUCUUCGUCAGCAAAUUAUGAAAUGAAAUCGCGAUUGGCUAGUGUUGAAAAUUUAGAAUAUGAAACAGCGGCAACACAACCAAUAGACGAUAUUGAAAAAAACGAAACAAUUCAAGUGAAAAAAACUUUAAAAAGUCCAAAGAAAGAAAAAUCAACGCCCACUAGAAGAUCAAUAAGACUGAAUGACACCAUUGAAGAGAAUUUAAAUGAAAUGUUCGAGGGUACAUCUGAGGAGAUUGUGGAACCUCAUCAGAUGUUAACUCAACAAGUGAAGAAUAUUUUAGAAGCAAGUCAAUUGUGUGACGAAGCAUCAACAUCAAAUGUCACUUCUAAAAUCAACGAAUCAACAGGAGGAUCACACAAAUCGCCUCAGGUAAACAUUGGAUCGCCAAGGAUGUCGAUGUUGAAUAUUCAAGUUGAAAAACCAUUGAAAAAACGCGCAUUAAGAACAAGUGAAAAUAAAGAGGAAAUGGGAAAAAAUAAACGUGCCAAAAAAGAUGAGAAUUUUGAUGAUGAUUCUUUAAAAUCAAAAGGAAGACCUAAAAAAAAUACAAACAGUGAUAAUUCAUCAAAUUCUGUAAUUAAUGAUUCAGAAGAAAUUUCAAAUGAGGUGAAAAAAAGUUUCAAAAUUACGAUAAAACCAAAGAGAACAAGAAAUAAAAAAACAAAAGAGCCUACAAUUGAUGUUCUUAAUUCCUCCAGUUCAAUUAUGGAUGAUUCAGAAGAGAAUUUAAAUUCAAUUCAAGUGAAAGGAGAAAAUUCAAAAAGAACAAGAACUAAAAGAACGAUAAAAGAUGCUACAAUUGAUAUUCCAAAUUCUUCCAAUUCAAUGGCAGAUGACUCAGAAAUUACAAAUUCAAAUCCAAUUAAAACGAAAAUUCCAAUUAAUUCCAAAAUUAAAAAAACUAGAACUCUAAAAGAGGCUGCUAUUGAUGUUCCAAAUUCUUCCAAUUCAAUGGCAGAUGAUUCAGAAAUUACAAAUUCAAAUCCAAUUAAAACGAAAAUUCCAAUUAAUUCCAAAAUUAAAAAAACUAGAACUCUAAAAGAGGCUGCUAUUGAUGUUCCCAAUUCUUCCAAUUCAAUGGCAGAUGAUUUAGAAGAGAUUUCAAAUUCAAAUCCAAUUCCCGUAAAUUCUAAAAUUAAAAAAACUAGAACUCCAAAAGAGGCUGCAAUUAAUCUUCCAAAUUCCUCCAAUUCAACGGCUGAUGAUUUAGAAGAGCUUCCAAAUUCAAAUUCAAUUAAGACGAAAAUUCCCCAAAAUUCCAAAAUUACAAGAACCAGAAAACAAAAAUCAACUGUAAAUUCAUCAAAUUCCAUAGUUGAAGAUUCGGAAGAUUCGGAAGAAAUUCCAAAUUCAAAUCAAAUUAAGGCAAAUAUUCCAAUAAAUCAAAAAAGAACAAGAACAAAAAAAACAAAUGACAUUUCUAAUUCCUUGAGUUCAACAAAUGAAGAAUCGAAAGAAAUUUUAAAAUUACCGACAAAAAGAAGAACACGAAAAAAUACAAAUGAUAUUUCUAUUAAUUCAUCAAGUUCAAUGAAUGAAAAUGUUGCCGAUGUUUCAAAUUUAAAUCAAACGAAAGAAAUAUCAAAAUUGCCGAUAAUUAACAAAAAACCAAGAAUUACAAAAAAAGGAAAAAUUGACACAAUUUCCAAUAAUACAUCAUCAAAUUCCUUAGUUGAUAAUACAUUAAGUGAAUCGUCAUUAUCUGAAAAAAUAAUUGAACCAAAGAAAACUCGUGGGAGAAAACCAAAAAAUCAAGGAGAAAAUUCAAAAUUAGAAAAUUUAUCAACAAAUUCUUCAAUAUUAUCAUUGGCCGAUAGUGAUUUAAAUUCAUCAACUGCUUCAACUUCAUCAAGAGCAAAGAGAAGCAGAUUUAGUUCUCCUUCUAAACAUAAAGUUCUAUUCACUGGAAUUGCUGUUAAAGACUAUCAAAAACAUUUGACAAAAUUGGGACUACAAGAAACGGAAGAUAUUAAUAAAUGUACAAUUCUAGUAACUGACAAAGUAAGAAGAACUUUCAAAUUUCUUUGCGCCUUAUCACGUGGUAUACCAAUUCUAUCCGUGAAAUGGAUAAUGGAUAGUGCAAAAAAAUCGAAAAUUCAAGUACUUGAUGAUUAUAUUAUAAAUGAUUCAAUUGCUGAAAAUAAAUUUCAAUUUAAUUUAAAGGAAAGUCUCCAAAAGGCUAAAGAUAAAAAAAUGUUAGAUGGCUGGACAAUUGUGCUUACACCAAAUAUUACUGCUCCACCAGUAGAUGAAUUGAAAGAAAUGGUCAUUGCCUGCGGUGGAAAAGCAUUAUUACGAUCACCAACAAAAUGGACAAACGAUAUGAUAAUAAUUUCACAUGAACAAGAUUAUGAAAAUGCUAAAAAAUUCAUGACAAAAGCUCCAAAAACUGUACAACUGCAUUCAACAGAAUUUUUGUUAACUGGAAUAUUGAAGCAGGAAAUUAAUUUGAAAAAUUAUUUAUUAAAAAUUACGUGAGGCUAAAAAAUGAAAAAAAAAACUGUACAGUUUAAAUAAUUAUUUUACAAAUAUCACAUAUUUAGUUUUAUAUUUUUAUGUAUUUGAAACAUUAAAAAUGUAUCUUUAAUUUUUGUAUUAAAUAAAUGUGCGUUAACAUUAAA